Molecule: messenger RNA, 3953 nt
Organism: Linum trigynum
Lineage: Eukaryota; Viridiplantae; Streptophyta; Magnoliopsida; Malpighiales; Linaceae
Source: the annotation of a GenBank genome assembly
GGAUGAAAAAGGAGAAAUAAUAAUAAGUUGCAUGGUCCUGCUAGAGUUUAGCUGCCAAUUCUUCUCUUCUCAGUCCGCGCAACUCACAAACACACAUUUUGGCGCCUUUACUUUCGUGGUGGUUUCUCUCUCCCCUUUUCCCCUCUUUAUACCCUAAGCUCCCACCCAUUCCCCGUUCGGAGUAGUUACCAGCUCAGCCGCCAGCCACCGCCAGCGCCGCCGCCUUUGCCCUCCCAGAUUUCGAUAUGGCUUUCUCUGUCUCCACGAAAGCUUCGAUUUUUCCCACUCUCCCCUCUAAUUCCGAUCAUGGGUACUCGCGGAAGCUCUUCUUCUCCAAACCUCCGUCUCUGUUUCAGCCGCCGUUCCUUAAAUCCCUCAAAUGCGUCCAAUCUCUUUCCCCUGAUUCCAAACCCAGUCCCAGCUCUUCCCCGUUCGCCUGCUCCGCCGUCUCUUUUCCCUCCUCGGCCGCCGCCGCGGCCGAGCUCGUGCCGGCGAGGCUCCAGCAGCUGAUAACGGAAUACGGAUCCCUCACCGAACCGUCCGACCGGGUCAAGCGGCUGAUGGGUUACGCCGCGCUGCUGCCUCCGUUCCCCGACGCGUCACGGGUCGCUCUCAACCGGGUCAUGGGCUGCACCGCCCAGGUCUGGCUGGAGACACGGAUUGACGAGGAAGGGAGGAUGAGGUUUUUGGUCGACAGUGAUUCGGAAAUCACGCGUGGGCUCUGCGCUUGUUUGAUCUGGCUGCUCGACGGGGCGGCGCCGGCGGAUGUUUUGAGUUUGAAGACAGAGGAUUUGGCGGUGCUGAAUUUUGGAUUGCCUGGUACACAGAGGUCGAGAGCGAAUACUUGGCUGAAUGUGUUGGUUAGCAUGCAGAAGAGAACUAAAAAACUGUUGGCUGAAAGGGAAGGCAAGAUGUUUGAGCCUUUCCCGUCUUUGAUGAUUACUUCUGAUGGGAUUGAUGCGAAAGGCAGCUAUGCUGAAGCUCAGGCAAGAUUUCUGUUCCCAGAUGAGAGUAAGGUUGAGGAACUUGUUAAUGUGCUAAAGGAGAAGGAAAUCGGCGUGGUUGCUCAUUUCUACAUGGACCCUGAAGUUCAGGGUGUCCUAACUGCCGCACAAAAGCAUUGGCCUCACAUCCAUAUCUCCGACUCCCUGGUCAUGGCAGAUAGUGCCGUGAAGAUGGCUGAAGCUGGAUGCAAAUUCAUAACCGUUCUUGGUGUGGAUUUCAUGUCUGAAAAUGUCCGGGCUAUCCUUGAUCAGGCCGGGUUCGCAGAGGUCGGUGUAUACAGAAUGUCUGAAGAUCGUAUUGGAUGUUCAUUGGCAGAUGCUGCAUCUACCCCUGCUUACAUGAAUUAUCUGAAGGAGGCUUCAAUGUCUCCUCCUUCUUUGCACGUUAUCUAUAUAAAUACUUCGCUUGAGACGAAAGCUUACUCGCACGAGCUUGUGCCUACAAUAACAUGUACUUCUUCCAAUGUUGUUCAAACUGUUUUGCAAGCUUUUGCUGAAAUCCCAGAUUUGAAGAUAUGGUAUGGCCCUGACACUUACAUGGGGGCUAACAUAGCAAAACUAUUUCAACAAAUGACGUUUAUGACUGAUGAAGAAAUCACUGAGAUGCAUCCAGCACAUAAUGCUGACACUAUUAGAUCAUUGCUUCCUCGUCUGCAUUACUUUCAGGAUGGAUCAUGCAUUGUCCAUCAUCUAUUUGGACAUGAAGUUGUGCAGAAGAUCAAUGACAUGUAUGGUGAUGCUUUCUUGACUGCUCAUCUUGAGGUUCCUGGAGAAAUGUUUUCCUUAGCAAUGGAAGCAAAGAGAAGAGGCAUGGGGGUAGUGGGUUCCACACAGAAUAUACUAGACUUCAUAAAGCAAAGAGUCCAAGAGUCACUAGACAGAAAUGUUAGCGAUCACCUCCAAUUUGUUUUAGGCACAGAGUCGGGAAUGGUCACUGCUAUUGUGGCUGCAGUCAGGAAGUUACUAGGCUCCUCCACAACAUCUUCCGAAAAAGCAAAGGUCAAAGUCGAGAUUGUCUUCCCAGUCUCGGCUGACUCAAUAUCACAAACAUCAACCAGGUCACCCCAAGGAGUAGAAUCGGUACAGCUAGGGGAUAUCAUUUUGCCUGUUAUACCUGGUGUUGCUAGUGGUGAGGGUUGCUCUAUCCAUGGGGGAUGUGCUUCCUGUCCGUAUAUGAAGAUGAAUUCUCUGAACUCCCUCCUUAAAGUAUGCCAUCAAUUGCCAGAUGAGGAUAACAUCAUUGCCCCUUACGAAGCCGAAAGGUUUAAAACUCGGACGCUCAGUGGGAAAGAGAUAGCAGAUGUUGGUUGUGAGCCUAUAUUGCACAUGAGACACUUCCAGGCUAAAAAGGAAAUGCCGGAGAAGCUCGUUGAUCACAUCUUGCACCAGCAUGGCAAUCUUGGUUCAUGAGGGGAUCCAGCGACUCCCGAGUAGGCACCCAUAUGGCCCAAAAAUAAUCUUGUCCUGCUGUGAAGCUAGCUUUAGCUGACAAUCACUCAGUUUUCUCGGUUUUACUUCCAAGUUUUCACUUAUAGGAAUGAAUGAAUGGAUAUUAUAUAUAGCUCCAGCAAGCCAUCAGUGGUCAAUAACCCCUUCCAUGUUAAAAAUACACGAGAAAGCACUUCCAAAGAAGUCAUGAUCUUCUUCAGUAAUCAUGAGAGGUGCACUUCCUCAUGCCUACAGGCUACAGGAAGGAAACUUGCAGAGCAUUUUGUAUACUGAGGUUAUUCUUUACCAUUUCGAUUUCGAUAAUGUAAUAUUUUCGAUCCGGCUAUUGGCAUGGGGUUCUGUAUGAUUUGAUUGGGGUGGCCACUCAAUGCCCUAUGUCUGAAUUAGAGCUAGCAGUGCCUUUUAAUCGUCCAUUUUGCAGAAGAGAAAAAGGGCAUCGUAGACCACUCCUCGGAUAACAAUGAUACAUGAAAAUGAGUUGUAUAAUUUAUAAAUUACUUGGCUUCUACGCCAUUUGCAGCUAUCAGGAUUCAGGCACUGAUACAGAACGAUAACAAACUCUAUUUGCGCCAAGAAAAGAGAGUCUCGGUCACUUACAAUUGUUUGAGGGAAGCUGUGGUGCUAAAUGAUCCCCCACACAAACUACACAACACCAUCUUCACUGCAUAUGGAUGCACCCAGGCUAGCAAAAGGUGUGGUGACAAAUUAUCUUACGGUUAGUAUAGAAGUAUUAACCUAACAAAAAUUUAUCACAAUGGUAUGGAUUAAUGAAUUGUUGUGUUUGUUGGAAUUGACUUAGUCUUUUAGCAAUUUUCACAGGCUGAAAAGGACCUUGCUUUCAAGUUUUCGUCCAACAUAAUGUAUGAGAUUUAUCUAAAUUAGGCGGUCAUAUGUUGUGGUCUACACUCUACAUAUACAAAUAUACAUUAUAGGAACAAUAUCAAGCUUUAUAUUUUAUGAGUCUAAAAGGAUGAACGUUUAACUCUUGAGUGGUUAUUCAAAGUAUUAAGUAUGUGUAUAUAUUAGAUAUAUAACUAAUUAUUUAUCUGGUUAAUUUGGUUUGGCUGGUUAGGAGUGUCUGAAACCAAACCAAACCACCUAAACCUAAAAACUUUAACCAAACCAAACCAAUUAACCAAACCAAAUUAUCCAAAUAGUACUGGUUAAAACGGUUACCAUGGUAACCACACCGUUUGAACACCCCUACUCAUUACGUAUGUGGAGUGAGCUUCAAGGAACCAUUACAUUAUUUAGUCACUAAAUCUUUGUUCUUCUUCCAUUCUUUCUUUAAUUUACUAUUUACUUUACUCGAGGACCAAUUUUUGGAUUUGGUCACUUAGUCUAUAACUUGGGGCAUAAGGAGAUAUACGGCACUAAUAAAAUUUGUAUUAUUAUUUCCUUACAUUGUUGAUUGCGGCGAAGAUCAACUCGUUAGAAGUGACGUUUGCUUAUGAUCGCCAUACCCAGCUGGCUGACGAUUCAUAAAUUACAUUUUAAUGC